This is a messenger RNA of Macadamia integrifolia, 870 nucleotides long. Its product is annotated as FCS-Like Zinc finger 6-like. The coding region runs from base 175 to 627 and encodes 150 amino acids. Lineage: Eukaryota; Viridiplantae; Streptophyta; Magnoliopsida; Proteales; Proteaceae. The transcript has 2 exons. The record is from RefSeq and is a predicted model, not a curated record.
UCUCCCUCUCCCUCUCGCUCUCUAAUCUCCUCCACCUUUCCCCUCACUCUCUCUCCCUUUCUUCCUCGCCAAGUCUCUCUCUCUCUCUCUUCUCUUCUCUGUGUUUCUUGGUUUUAGGUGUUAAGGAUUUAAAGCUCUAAGUGCGUGGAUUUGAUUUGUUCAUAAAAUACUAAUAUGUUGUUGGGGAAGAGACCUCGUCCUCAGAUAAGGAGAACCACAAGCUUGACGGAAUUCACUUUGGAUCUAAGUAUCCCAGAAGAAACUCAGGCGACAUCUGAAGGCUCUUCCAGAAGGAACCAACAGGGUAACGGUGGCGACGACGGUGGCUCAGAUGGGUUUGAUUAUCGACUCAUGGCCGCCACUGUCUCUCCAAGACCAACUCAUAAGAAGAAUUCCAACAAUUUCAUCCAGACACCUCACUUCUUGAAAGCCUGUAACCUCUGCAAUCGCCAUCUCGGCCCGGGUCGUGACAUUUACAUGUACAAAGGUGACACGGCGUUCUGCAGCUUAGAAUGUAGACAGAAGCAAAUGAACAAAGAUGAACGGAAGGAGAAGUGCACAUUGGUUUCGAAGAAAGAUGAAUCGGAAUCUUCCUCAACUAAAGGAGAGACGGUCGCCGCUGCAUAGGCUUGCAGAGAGAGAGAGAGAAAGAAAGAUUAAAGUUCCAGUCAUUACUCAUGAUCUGUUUCCCUUACUCUCUCUCUCUCUCUGUAUCUCUCUCUCUCUAUAUAUAUAUUUGUGAAAAAAGUAGAUUUUUAGAUGUACUGUGAUGGGAAAAAGCUUAUAAAUAUGAUGUGAGAAGGCAAGCUUCAGUUUUUUCUCAACAUGCAACUGAGCUCAGUUUAGUUACUGUGAUUUGAAUUCUCAUCA